Messenger RNA from Culex quinquefasciatus (southern house mosquito), 1298 nucleotides. It is a transcript of the gene eIF1, whose product is annotated as eukaryotic translation initiation factor eIF1. NCBI's taxonomy places the organism in Eukaryota, Metazoa, Arthropoda, Insecta, Diptera, Culicidae. The record is from RefSeq and is a predicted model, not a curated record. Gene Ontology annotation, cellular component: eukaryotic 43S preinitiation complex. Bases 236 to 568 code for a protein of 110 amino acids. The transcript has 3 exons. Gene Ontology annotation, molecular function: RNA binding; translation initiation factor activity; ribosomal small subunit binding. Gene Ontology annotation, biological process: translational initiation.
UCCACACUCAUUCAACUUCGGACCACCAACCAGAGCAGCCACGCGAGUGCUUCCUCCCCCCGUGGAGAACCAAAUUACUCUAGUGCGAGCAAGCAAAAAAAAAGCCAAGAAGAAGCAGCCCCCGUGUGUGUGUAAAUUCCCCACGCCGCCGUCGCAACCACCGCAAGCAGCUUACAAACCAGCGAGCAGGCCAGGCCAGCUUAAUUUUCUUCUCCGGGUCAAUUUUGUUUAUCGUAUGUCCAUCCAGAAUCUAAAUACAUUCGACCCAUUUGCGGAUGCAAUAAAGGGUGCUGAUGAUGAUGUACAAGACGGACUCGUGCACAUAAGAAUCCAGCAGAGGAAUGGUCGCAAAACACUAACCACCGUGCAGGGUCUGUCGGCGGAGUACGAUCUGAAGAAGAUCGUGCGAGCAUGUAAGAAGGAAUUUGCGUGCAAUGGCACUGUGAUCGAGCACCCCGAGUACGGUGAGGUUCUGCAGCUGCAGGGCGACCAGCGGGAAAACAUUUGCCAGUGGCUGACCAAGUCGGGCCUGGCGAAGCCGGACCAGCUCAAGGUGCACGGUUUCUAAGCGCGGAAACAGCACCACCUGCAUCAUCAUCAUCUCCACCCAGUUGGUACUGUUGUUGUUGUUGUUGUCGUUGACCGCCGCCGAAGCCGCGUGGUGUGUGAGAUUCUCUAGAUAGAUGUGACAGCGCAAACGUAACCGGACCGGCCUAACAAGCCACAAACAGCAACAAACACACAAACACUCGGAUUGGGAAUCUUCAGCCACCGACGACGACAACGACGACGACGACCACCGCCGCCACCCACCAGGAGGAGGAGGAGGAGGUGUAUUCCACAGUAAAACAGCAACCAGAAUUUCACAACCAAAACCAGCAAAACGAAAUAUCAAACACAAAUCAUACAAUUCUCUGUGCGUGUGUGAGUUAAAUAAAUGUGUAGUCCCGUACGUGCGCGCGUGUACGCCCUGCCGCUCCUUAUUCUGUCUGCCACCAUCGCGGGGACGACGCCAAUAAGAAGAGUCGCCGGAGUGCCGUCGUUGGCCGGGAUGAGUUAGUAAAAAACAAACAAAAAACAACAUGAACUGAAUUCGCUUUAAAAUCACUGCUGAGAAACGACAACAUAACAAUUUGAUGAUCACAAAACACACACAGUAAAACACCAACCACUUUUAGCUUCCGUUUUUCCCACACUCUCUUUCUCUCUUCAUUCUGAAAUAAUUGUAAAAUUUAACAAAUAACAGCACUUGAAAUGAUUGUGAAGUUUAAUAAAUGAUGCGUAGGUAAUAGAGAGCA